GAGAACGCGCAAAGCGCCAGCGAAGGCUGUGGUCGCUGUGGGGUACGGCGGGAGCUAACUGGAUGUGCAUUCGGGUGUUUGCGGGAUCUACGGCCAUCAUGCGAUAGCUCAGUCUACUUCUAGCCUAGCUUUUUGUUUUUUAUUGUUUUGUGAACCUCCUAAAUUUUUACCUGUUGGCCCCACGCUGCUGCGAAGAACGUGCGAUCAAGCAAGCCUAGCGGCGUCAAGUCAAGCUCGCCCUACCCCCGCCACAACACCACCCGUCGUAGGAUGUCACAUUCCCGGACCCAUUCUAAAUUAUCCCGUGCUGUUGUGAACUCUAAAAUCUCGUACGGCAUCGCAGCCGUCACAAUGGAUACCGGCAGGCGACGCGUCACGACUGUGCUCAGGAUUUUAGUGUGUCUACUCGUCGUGCUGGCACAGGGCACCCCUGCAGAAAGUAGAUGUUCCUUUCGAGGAAAAUGCGGCAUAGACGAAGACACGGAGAAGGAACGACCGUGCCUAUAUACAGGGGAGGGACAGCCGAUGCAAGAAGAAGGCUUGAGCAUCCUUCAAGAGCUGUGUCCUCAUUUGAUAGAAGGUCAGGCAGAGCCAAAAUUCUGCUGUGACUACCCGCAGCUGGUAACGAUGAAGGCCGAGCUGGAACAGCCCCUCGGCCUGGGCAUGGGCAAGUGUCCCACGUGCUACAGCAACUUUGUCCGCAUCUUUUGCGGCUUUUGCGACCCAAACCACGCCGACUACAUCGCCAUCAACAGGACCGAGCCGAGUGACGAGCAGGAAGGGAAGGAGACGGUCCUGGCCGUGGACUACGCCGUCAGCAAAGAGUUUGCGCACGGGGCCUUCGACUCGUGUGCCCACGUGCAAUCGGUGGUGACGGACAACACGGUGAUGCAGUUCAUGUGCGGUAGCAAGGGCAAGGACUGCACGGCGGCCGACUGGUUCACCUUCCUGGGAAGCACCUCCGACGAGAACGGCUUUGCUCCGCUCAAGUUCAACUACAUCAUCACGGGGGAGAGGAGCAUUACGGCCAGCGGCGUUUCCCUCAAGCCGUUCAACCCAGGCCACCAUCGAUGCUCGGAGCCAUUUGGAGCCAGCAAGCAGCGGUGCAGUUGCAGCGACUGCCCGGAGGUUUGCGUGGCCUUGGAGCCACCGCUGCUGCCACCAGACGCGAUGCCUUUCACCAUUGGUCGCUACGACGGGAUGCUGGUGGUUUCCAUGCUCCUCUUUGUGCUCCUCAGCGCCGGCGUCCUCGGAGUUUUCUUCCUCAAGAGCAACAGGAGGCGGAGCUCGUUCAGAGGGGUACCCAAAUGUGGUGCCUUUUCAUCAGUUACAUCAGUGUCAGGCUCAUCGGAGUCCAGUGUUUCCGACACGAGCGGCAACAACAAUGACAUUAUCAGGAUGCCGCUGCACCGGCCAACCAAACCGGCCCGUUCCGUUUUGUUGGCGGCUGUGGAUCUUGGCUCCCUUGAGGAGGUGGAGCCCCUCAGGUCAAAGCGCUCAAUCAGCUCCAACGGCUUCACCAACGCCUCGGCCGUGGACUCCCCGACACCAUCUCCUCCCGGCUCUCCUAUCUCGCUCCGGCCGCCGCCGCUGUCCGGAGACGCGGUCAACAACGGCAGCGUCGCCAACGGCAACGCCAACGGCAGCGCGGUGAAGCCCCCCGCGGAGGAGCCGCACGUCCGCACGCUCUCGUCGUUCGGGGCCACCAUGGAACAACUGCUGCAGGCCGGCUUCCACCGCUGGGGCCUCUUUGUUGCCCGCAACCCCCUCCUGGUGCUCAUCGCCGCGCUGGCUGUGAGCGUCCUCCUGUCUCUGGGUCUGCUCAAGUUUACUGUGACUACGAACCCCGUGGACCUGUGGGUGUCACAUAGCAGUCUGGCCAGGAAACACAUGAACUACUUCAACAGUCACUUUGGUCCUUUCUACCGGGUGGAGCAGAUAAUCCUCCGUCCCAAGAACCAGCAGUUCUUUGUGCUGGAGACGGAUGGAGUAAACAGAACAUUUGGGCCGGCAUUCGAGAAGAAUUUCAUGAUGGAGGCCCUGAGGCUGCAGCUGGCAGUGGAAGCAGUGGUGGGCAGGCUGCGUCUCGAUGGGACGCCGAUCCACGAGUUGGAAGAAGAGGUUUUGGAUCCGAAGGACGUGAAGAACGUCACCAUUCAGGACGUCUGCCUGUCCCCACUGUCCCCGCUGAACAGGCACUGUUCGGUGCAGAGCAUCUUCGCCUACUACCAAGACGACCCGUCCAAGCUCAACCUGACGGACAAGUUGGAUCCGCUCUCUUACCUCAAGCACUUCGAACACUGCAGCAAAACUCCGUCUGACGUCAACUGCUUCGCCAAGUAUGGAGGACCGAUCGAUGACAUCUCCCUGGUUCUGGGGGGAUUCAAUGGGAGUGACUUUCACCUGGCCUCUGCUCUGGUAAUCACCAUACCGGUGAACAACUUCAACGACGUAGAGAAGAAGUACCCUGCCCUCGCCUGGGAGAAAGAGUUCGUCAAGCUCAUGAAGAACUACAACAACACCGAGGUCAUGACUGUUGCCUUCAUGGCUGAGAGAUCUAUCGAAGACGAACUGGAGCGAGGCAGUCACUCUGACGUCGUGACGGUUGGCAUCAGCUACGUCAUCAUGUUCGCCUACAUCGCCAUUGCGCUGGGCGACAUCAACAGUUGCAGUAGACUUUUGAUUGACUCAAAGAUUUCCCUGGGCCUGGUUGGAGUGAUAAUUGUUCUUCUGUCCGUGGUGGCCUCGCUGGGCAUCUUCAGCUUCUUUGGCGUUUCUGCCACGCUCAUCAUUGUUGAAGUGAUCCCCUUCCUGGUGCUUGCUGUUGGGGUCGACAACAUUUUCAUCCUGGUGCAGCAGUUUCAGCGCGAUGUCCGUCGCGAGGGAGAGACAACGGUGGAGCAGGUGGGGAGGCUGGUAGGAGAGGUUGCCCCAAGCAUGAUGCUCUCCAGUGUCUCCAUGUCUGCCUGCUUCUUCAUCGGUGCCUUGACAGAAACUCCCGCAGUGCGGAUCUUUGCGCUGUACGCCGGUGUCGCCCUGCUCAUCAACUUCUUCCUACAAAUGACUUGCUUCCUCUCCUUGUUUACUCUGGACACACUUAGGCAGGAGGACGGCCGUCUAGAUCUGUGCUUCUGCAUCCGUGCUUCAAAGAAGAGCCGUCCGUCCCAAAACACCAGUCUGCUGUACAAGUUCUUCAAGAAAGUCUACGCACCCUUCUUGCUGAACAACUCCGUGCGUGUGGUGGUGAUGAUCACGUUCAUUGGCUGGCUCUGUUCGUCCCUCGCCGUCAUCGGAAAAAUUGAAGUUGGGCUGGAUCAGGAGCUGGCCAUGCCUAAGGAUUCCUACCUUCAGCGGUACUUUGACUACCUCAAGAAGUACCUCCAAGUAGGACCGCCGGUGUACUUCAUGGUCACGGAGGGCUAUGACUACUCCAAGGUUGAGAACCAGGCAAAACUCUGCAUCCAGGAGCAAGUGUGUGAUCAGGACUCUGUGGGUGCUAAGUUGAAGCAGCUCACACUGCUCAGCAACAGGACUUACGUGACGAGGUUACGGUCUUACUGGUUGGACCAGUACAUCCUUUACAUGCGGUCGUCCGGCUGUUGCUACGAGGGCCAGAACAGCUCAGACUUCUGCUAUUCGCAGUAUGGUGAUGGGGGUGGAAAAUGCAAAAGUUGUCACGUUCCGCGGGAGAAGCCCUUCGUAGGAGAGGAGUUUUCGCAUUACCUCUCUUGGUUCCUGAAGGACGUACCCGGCGUCAAGUGUUCUUCAGCAGGUCGUGCGGAACAUGGCGGUUCGAUUGAUCACGUAAACGGAACUAUUAAAUCUGCCUACUUUUCGGCCUACCACCCUGUCCUGAAGACGUCUAAGGACUUCUACAUGGCACUCGACUGGGCUCGACUCAUCUCCCACAACCUGACCCAAGACAUACAGGCCAUUCAGCCCGGAGUGCAAGUCAUCCCUUACAGCCUGGUGCACGUGUUCUACGAGCAGUACCUCACCAUGUGGCCGGACACGUUCAAGAACCUGGCCCUGUCGCUGGGUGCCAUAUUUGUGGUCACCUUUGUGCUGCUGGGGCUGGACUUUGUGUCUGCGACGGUGGUCACCUUCACUAUCGUCAUGAUCAUCGUCAACCUGAUGGGCCUGAUGUACUGGUGGGACAUCUCGCUCAACGCGGUGUCCCUCGUCAACCUCGUGGUGGGCGUGGGGAUCUCGGUGGAGUUCUGCUCCCACCUGGUGCGAGUGUUUGCUCUCAGCGGUGCCCCGUCCAGAGUCAAAAGGGCCCAGGACGCACUCACCAAGAUGGGCAGUUCGAUCCUGUCCGGAAUCACGCUGACGGAUUGUGGCAUCCUGGUGCUAGCCUUUGCCAAGUCGCAGAUAUUCCAGGUUUUCUAUUUCCGCAUGUACCUGGGCAUCAUUGCCUUUGGCACGCUGCACAGCCUCAUCUUCCUCCCGGUGUUUCUAAGCAUCCUGGGUCCCCCCGUCAACAAGGACAAGUUGAUAGAGCACAUUCAGCUCCAGGAGAUGGCCACAGUCACUACGGCCGUCGUGAGGUCCAAGGCAGACACCUACACUCGAAAGGACGUCAGCGCAUAAUGAGGUCACAGCUAUUUAAAUAAAAUGACUGUUUAGUGAGAGGCAUGUUGAGGAAGGAGAAGAGGCUUUCACCGCCAAGAGCGUCUUCGUUGCAACAAGGAGCACUGCCCCUUUCGGUUUCAGUUCUGGUUCCUCGCAGGCUCUUUCGUUCUCAAGUUCUUAACAUCACCUACCAGUUUCACAAGUGAUAAUGUCUUCAUACGUGGUUUAUUGAUGCCCACAACUAAGUUUCUGUUGUCUCCUUUAAAAAAAAAAAAAAUGUUGAGAGUCUUUGUUUUUUUUUUUACUUUUCCUUUUUUAUACACAUAUAUUGCUUUGUACAGAUUCAUGUGGAUUGUAACCAAAGGUGAAAAAAAUACUUUCUCCAAUCAUUCUCUAAAUUCUGCAAGCAAAUCUGAAGAACCCUUUUGUUUUUUGGGGGGAACAUUCCCGAACGACCCUGAAUUGGCACGCGCGCCUUACGAGAAGGAACUGUUCAUAGCUGACGAUUGGGGCCAUAGAGAAUGACCUUGAGAUGAACCUUCAAAUUGUACCCUUUUUCUUGUACCCGCGGCCUCUUCUCAAGCGUCAAACGUUCCCGGGUGAUCUCUUUAAUGCUGUCGCCUGACGCUGAUCGAAGGCUGCAUUCGUAUAAUGUGUCUCUUCAUUGUUUUGUUUUUUGGGGACGACUUUUUGUUUAGUAAGGCAGGAUGGGUGAGCAUGGCAUUUCAAUCAAGUCACCCAGCAACGCGCGGGUGGCCGUCAGUACAACACUUGCAGAGGCCGAGUGGUGAAAGCAUUGUCUGCCAUCGCAGCGUGCAAGACGGGCGAACAGAAACGAGUUGUACAUUCCAGUUGUUCUUAACGGUGAUUUGCCUUAAUAGCUCACUGGGUAAUGUCGCUCCGUGCUACACAAGUGCACUCUUAGUUGCAAAGUGCAUUACUGUGUCGGAGAUUGACGGGCGGCCAUGACAUUCGCCGCGAGCAGGCACUCAAAGGCCGCCCAUGUUGACACGGGGAGUCUGAUGGCGCAUCCGUAGUUACGGCGAGUUUGUUAGCUGCGCUGCUAUGUGCAGUUUUGCUGCGACGGCCUUAAGAUGAGUUAAGCUUGGAUGCGAUCAAAGCCUUCUUUUUCUUCUUUUUUUUUGAGGCACUUUUCACAGUGUUUAGUGGCAUAGGGUAUCUAGUCUGUGUGGAAUCUGGGACAGUGGCAUAGCUAAAACUGGGGUUUCGCGUAUUUAUUAGCUUUCGGUACACGCAUUUCGUUCUGCGUUUUUCUGACAGCGGGAACGAUUUGAGCAGAAGUCGGAAUGGGCAGCUUAACGCGUGCCGGUUGAGCUAAUACUUUUUUUCUUUUUACAGUUUGUUUAAAAAAAAUGUUUCUUUUUUAUGUUGGUUUACUGGAACUUGAAAUUGGUGCCCCCGAUGCACGUCCGGGAAUGCUCAAUUUCUGCGUUUUCAUCCAAUAGACUGCACGAAGCUGGUGCCUUCUUUGAACGCGUGGAUCAACGUGAACACGCUGCUCUUAUGGAAUCACUGUCUUUGGGAAGGGGGAAAAUGAGAUUCCAUCUUUACACCUUGAUGUUGCAGUGUCUCUGUCGCCCUUUAUUUUUAUUGUCUUCAAUACUGUACCAACCUAUAAGAAAUCUGUUUAUUUUUUCUUCUCUCUGCACUGAUGCAAGAAACAAAAUAAAGGACAAACAAGCAUGCCUUUUUUUUUUCAUUUUUUAUUGGACAUUGCUUUUUUUUUUUUUUAUUGUGAUCGUUCAUUUGUGUUAUUAAAGGCGUGAGAGCAAGGUUGUCGCCACGCUGUCUCGUUGGAACGGGACACGCGGGCCUGUGUGUUGCGAGGAUGUCGUGCGACUCUGUUUCGCGCCCUCCCCCCCCGCUGCUUUUUGGCGGGUGGUGCAGUUUUGCAGGAAGCUGUACAGUUACAUUAUUGAAUAAUAAAAGUGUGUUGUCUUGUGGUAA
Messenger RNA from Ixodes scapularis (black-legged tick), 6543 nucleotides. RefSeq names its product NPC intracellular cholesterol transporter 1. Lineage: Eukaryota; Metazoa; Arthropoda; Arachnida; Ixodida; Ixodidae. Gene Ontology annotation, molecular function: lipid carrier activity. Gene Ontology annotation, cellular component: membrane. Bases 271 to 4593 code for a protein of 1440 amino acids. The transcript has 28 exons. The record is from RefSeq and is a predicted model, not a curated record.